UUUCUGUCUUAACAAACGAUAGGUACAAAAAAUUGUCAAAGAAACCUCCCAGAACUCAAACUGCAUUUAAGCAAAUAUGUUUUUUUUUUAAUUUCUCUAAUUCCUUAUCUUUUUUGUCAAGGUUAGAGUUGUCAGUUAACCGAAAGUCUUGUGCCAAAAAAUCGAUUGUUGCUGUUUAUUUAUCCAGUUUUCACGUUUGAAUUAUUAUUUUUACACAUGUUCACGUAGUUAACUUUAAAGAUAAGAUUAAAUCUACUUUGUUUUUGUGUAAUAAUAAACUAAAAAGGUAAUCUUCAGAAAAAGGUCAUUUUCCACCAUGAGUGAAACAGUGAUUGGAAUAGACUUAGGAACAACCAACACAUGUGUAUGUGUACACCUCAACAACAAAUUGAAAAUACUUGAAAACAAAGAAGGUGGAAGAACAACACCGUCUUAUGUUUUCUUCACUGAGCAAAACAGUGUCAUAGUCGGCCAAUAUGCAAAACGUAUGGCUGACGUCAAACCGGAAUACGGCAUUUAUGAAAUCAAAAGACUUGUAGGACGAAAAUACGACGACCCUUAUAUCAAAAAGAAUUUAAACUAUUUACCUUUCCAAGUUACCAACAUCUCUAACGAUCCAGUCGUAGUCGUCCAAACCAAAACCCAAGUUUUUAAAAGAUCACCUCAGGAGUUAUGUGCUUACAUUUUAGGAAAGAUUAAAAGCGACGCUGAAGCCAAGUUGGGUCACCCUAUCAACAAAGCUGUGAUUACAGUGCCUGCUUAUUUCAAUAUUGCUCAAAGAGAAAUGACUUUAGCCGCAGCCAAAACAAUCGGGUUUAUAGUGUUGAAACUCUUGAACGAGCCAACAGCUGCUGCUCUGAGUUAUUACUACGAACACAAAAGUAGUGACGGCGAUGGAUAUUCUCUUGUUUACGAUUUAGGAGGGGGCACUUUCGAUGUUGCCAUUUUGCAAAGAAAUGGUAGCGAUAUUACAAUCCUUGGGGUUGACGGUGAGACCCACUUGGGAGGACACGAUUUUGACAAUUUACUAGUUGAGCACGUGUGCCAAGUGUUAAUAAGUCAAUACAACUACAACCCGAAAAAUGAUCGCCGAAACAUGCGUAGACUAAACAAUGAAUGUGAAGAGGUGAAAAAGAUGCUUUCAGAGAGUGAAGAAACAAGUAUCAUUCUGAACGCGUUUGUGCCAAAUUCAAACAUUGUUGAAAUCCCCAUCACCCGAGGACAGUUUGAAUCAAAAGCAGAACAUUUGUUCCAAAAAACCAUCGAUAUUAUGACCAGAUGUUUGGAAAAAGUCAAUUUGAAAAAAAGCGAUAUUAAGGAGGUUAUUCUAAGUGGGGGAUCCACUCGAAUUCCCAAGAUCCAGUCAAUGAUCAGUGCGUAUUUCAACGGCAAAGUUUUAAACAAAUUCAUUAAUCCGGACGAAUGUGUGGCUGAAGGAGCCGCAAUUCAAGCAGCGCUUUUAUCAAAAAAUCCAUCACAAACCAUAAGUCAAAUCAAAAUCACUGAUGUCACUGCUUUGUCUUUGGGUAUUAGCGAUUUUGUUGAUGUUAUGACAUUCAUGAUCAAGCGUAAUACACCAAUCCCUGUCACCAAAACAACAAAACGCGUAACAGUUUAUAACAAUCAAGCAAAUAUGAGUUUCGACAUCUAUGAAGGGGAAAGACUCAACGCAAAGAAAAAUUAUUUUUUGGGCCACUUGGAGAUCACCGAUCUUACACCAGCUCCGCCCGGUCAGUGUGGGGUGACAGUAGUUAUGACUGUUGAUCAGAAUGGAAUUUUGACUGUUAAAGCUACCGAAACCGUAAGCAACAGGACCAAGGAUGUUAAGAUUGUGUAUACUAGAGGGAGUAGAAGCGAUGGUGAUAUUAAGAAAGUUGUGGUUGAAGCUGAGGAAAAUACGGCGGAGGAUGAACGUUUCAGACAAUUUGCAGACAUUAAGGGUUUUGUGUAUAAGUACUGUAUUAGGGCUAUGUAUAAUUUUGAAGAAAAAGGGCUUGUCGCGACUCACAAGGACGUUUACGAUAAAUGCAGUGAUGUGUUAAAAAAAUUAAAGGACUUGGAUGUAGAUGAUGAAAAAGAGGUUAUUAAGCUGAAACAACAAGUCGUACCUUUGUGUAAACCUUUAGAGAAGAAAUAUGCAUUCAAAUAUAUGCCUUAAAUACUAUAAUACUAAUAUUGAUUAAUUUUAAUUUCCAUUGGUUUUAUACAAUAAUUUACUUUCUAUGUAUUUUUUUCUUUAUAAAUAAAGUUUUGUUCUGAGA
Messenger RNA from Tribolium madens (black flour beetle), 2261 nucleotides. Its product is annotated as heat shock 70 kDa protein-like. The record is from RefSeq and is a predicted model, not a curated record. The transcript is spliced from 3 exons. Gene Ontology annotation, cellular component: mitochondrion; cytoplasm. Gene Ontology annotation, molecular function: ATP hydrolysis activity; ATP-dependent protein folding chaperone; misfolded protein binding. Gene Ontology annotation, biological process: protein refolding; cellular response to unfolded protein. Bases 317 to 2158 code for a protein of 613 amino acids. NCBI's taxonomy places the organism in Eukaryota, Metazoa, Arthropoda, Insecta, Coleoptera, Tenebrionidae.